CGAUCUCAGUUACCCAUAAACCACGGUGGGGUGUAGACGUGUGUUUCUAUCGCUCCGUGACAUACUCGUCCCGUCUCUUGUCGCUCUCUAUUUCUCUCUCCCUCUCUCUCUCUAUCUCUUUCUCUCUUUCUCUCUCUCUCUCUCUCGCGUGUCUGAAAUUUGGAUUCGAAGUGAAAUGAGAUUAAUUAGUGAAUAAGCUCAACAUAAAAAAAAGAAAAGAAACGAUUAAAUUGAAUUAGUGAAGUGGAAUUAACUGAAAAAAAAUAAUAAUAAGAAAAAUAAUAAACAAGAUAAUACAAGAAAACAAAACAGAGAAAGAAAGAAAGAAAGAAAAAAAAAUAAACAUCAAAUUCUUAAUCCAUAAUUGACUAUCUGUUUGUUUUUGUGUGUAGUACUGUGUGCGUGCGCGUGUGUGCGUUUGUGAGUGCGUGCGUGCGUGCUGAAGUGUGUUUACAAUGGAGGUCCUUUACUUCUGCUGAUAGGACGAGGUCAACAUGGGUGGCCCCCGGAGCAGGAGGUCAGGUCAUCUCCACGGGACCUCAACUGACCUCCCCCUUGACCCAGCUGGUGGUGCUGCUAUUGGUGUUACUGGUGGUGAUGGUGGUGCCCUUCGCCUUCCCCCUAUCACGCUUCCCACGGCCCCAGGAGAGGUCAUUGGGAGCUCAUGGGAGGAGGUCACAUCUGAAGGUGGAAUGGUGCCAGACCUUCGUCAGGAAGGUCACGUGACGAGGGACAGUAGUGUUACGCCCUUUGGCAACGAGAUCAUGUCAGUGUACAGGUUGACCCCACCCACUACUUCUGAGGUCACGACGUGGCCCCCCGCAGGAGUGAGGGGGCCGGAAGAGUCCUCGUCGCCCUCCAGGUCUCUUAAUUACGCCCUACAGGAGAAGAGAGACACAGGGAACCAAGAGAACCACGCCCACGAGGACCCCGACGAGGACCUACUCGUAUCCUCCUCGUCCUCUUCACCUGCUGCCUCUCUGCACGCCGCCCCUGCGUCCCCUGCGUCCCCUCACUACCUCACCACCUCCUUAGACCCACUCAGGGGCCAGCCCGCCACGCACCUCCCGCCCUCCACCCCGCAGUUGGAGGAGACACCACGGACCCUCACUCCUGAAGGCGAGAGUGAAAGAGGCGUCACCACAGCCACCACUACCACCACUACUACCACAGCGAGCGGCCAAGAGCUGUCACCAAACGUUAGGACCACCACCACCACCGCCACCACCACCACCACCACCAGUAAAGGCAGACGCCCGACGAGAGAGCCGAGAAGGAAAGCGGCUCGUACUCAGAGGUCCGCCCCGUCCAGCAAGCGCCUUCAGCAGCCCUCCCCCGCCCCCCGUGUCUCCGUGUGCGCUAACAACCCCUGUGGCAUGGAGCCCUCGUGCCACGCCAAGAGCAGCGUCCCUCGGGGUUUCGUGUGCUACUGUGACGAUAAGUCGUUGGUGGAGCCCGGGGCGUCCUGCUCCUCCCGCGGUGCAGAGCUGCCGAUACACCCACCCCCCAUAUCAGUCAACAGUCCAAAAGAGUUCCGGCCCCUGUACUCCAUGUGGCUGGUGGGCGUGGCCUCAUUGCUGGUGGUGAUGAUGAUAAUGCUGGUGUUUUGGAGAAGAAAGAGCUUAUGUGCGUGGAUUAGACACCGACAUAGGGAGAAGAAGCCAGGACAGGUGAGAGACGGACAGCAACCGAGUGACUCCAUACCCAAGCACAACUCCCUCGUGGCUUACAACUUCAUUAGCAACCCCAACUAUUACACCCAAGGCCCAGACACUCUGCCCGUCCACACCCUGCCCGUGCACCUCAUCCACCCCGAGCAGAUCUCCUUCGUCGGGGAGCUGGGAGAAGGGUGUUUCGGCAAGGUGUACAAAGGCACAUACAGUUCAUGCUGCCCUGAGGCUUUAACCGAGGGAGAAGUAGACCCAGAAGGAGGAGGAGGAGGAGGAGGAGGAGGAGGAGGAGGAAGCCAGCAAGGGACAGGAGAGGAAGAAGAGGAAGGAGGGAGACAAACAGUGGCAGUGAAGGUGAUAAAAGAGAGUGUAAGCGCAAGAGGAGAGGAAGAUUUUAUGAGAGAAGUGGAGAUUAUGUCAGCUUUCUCUCACCCUAACAUCCUCACCCUUAUUGGCAUUGUGGCUAAAGGCAGCGGAGGAACCCCCUGGAUGGUAUUUGAAUAUAUGCCUUAUGGAGACUUGGCAGAGUUACUAAGGUCGUGUGGUCCAAACUUCUACUCUAAUCACACCCCUGUAACUUCCCUCUCCAAGAAUGACCUGCUCCACAUUAGCGUGCAAAUCGCCUCUGGAAUGGAAUACCUCUCCUCCCAGCACUUCGUCCACCGUGAUCUGGCGUGUAGGAACUGCCUGGUGGGGGAGGACCUCACUGUUAAGAUAUCAGACUUCGGGAUGUCCAGGGAUGUCUAUACCUGUGAUUACUAUAAGGUUGGAGGUUCACGCAUGCUGCCCGUGAGGUGGAUGGCCCCGGAGAGCAUCAUGUAUGGCAAGUUUACGCUGGAGAGUGACGUUUGGUCCUUCGGUGUGGUGCUGUGGGAGAUAUACUCGUUCGGGAAGCAGCCUUACUACGGAAACUCCAAUGAAAAUGUGAUGAAACUCAUCUUCCAGGGGAUCCUUCUUAGCCCCCCGGACACCUGCCCCCCCAAGGUGCGUGACAUCAUGCGCAGGUGCUGGGCGACCGACCCCAUGGAUCGUCUUAAAUUCCCCGAGAUUUUGGCCCACCUGAAGGGGAUCCGGGGGGAGGGGAAGUGCCUCUCCCGACAGGACACCUCCCCCCGUGCCCCUGUGACCCCCAGCGGCGCCCCCGUCACGUACAGUCAGCUGUGUCUGCAGGAGGAGGCGGGAGGUCACUUAGAUCAGGACCUGUACUUGGUGCCACGCCGAGUAGAGCCAAGGGAAUACAUGACAGUGCUCAAUGUGUGACCUCUUGGGUGACCUGGUGUGACCUGGGGUGACCUGGGGUGUUUUAGGGUGUUUUUUGGGUGUUUUGAUAUUAUUUCUGUGUAUUUUGUGGUUGUUUUUUUGUGUGAACUCUUGUGUUCUGGGUGACCUGGUGUGUUCUGGAGUGACCUAGUAUGACCUGCUGUGAUCUCGUGUUCUGAUGCGUUCUAGUUUGACCUGGCGUGACCUACCUUGACCUGACGUGACUCAGUGUGGCUCCUAGUGCAGUGCAGUGUGACCUCGUGUUGACCUCACGCCCAGCCGACCCCCUCCCACGUGACGGUACUUGACCUAACGUGACCUAGCUUGAUGUUCGUAUGAUCUUAGUAAACGCUCUCUCUCUCUCUCUCUCUCUCUCUCUCUCUCUCUCUCUCUCUCUCUCUCUCUCUCUCUCUCUCUCUCUCUCUCUCUCUCUCUCUCUCUCUCUCUCUCUCUCUCGACCUGUGACAUUCCCUUACCACCCUCCCUCCCCAUAUCAUUUUCCCCCUCCCCCCUUUCCCUCCCCUUCCCCUCCCCUUCCUCUCCCACUUCCUUCCCCAGCAUCAUUCUGACAGGCGGGGAGGAAAAAUGCUGAUAAUAUUGUUUCGCAAGCGGAGAGAGAGAGAGAGAGAGAGAGAGAGAGAGAGAGAGAGAGAGAGAGAGAGAGAGAGAGAGAGAGAGAGAGAGAGAGAGAGAGAGAGAGCAGAAUUGGAAGAAGAGGGGAAAGAAAGGAAAAAAUGUAAGAUAAUAGAUAUAAUUUUCGGUGUUUCCUCUUCCUUUUUUCCUUUUUUUUUUAUUGUUGUUCCUCAUUUCAUCUUCUUCUUUUUCUUCUUCUUCUUUUUCUUGUUCCUCCUCCUCCCUCUCCUUGAUCUUGUUCUUCAUUUUUCUUCUCCUUCAUAUCCUCUUUCUCCUCCUUCUCUUUCUCAUGUGUGUGUGUGUGUGUGUGUGUGUGUGUUUGGUUCUUGAGUGAAAAGUUACGUUGCUUUUCUGUAUUACUUGAUUUUUUUUCUUUUUAUUUUAAUCAUAUUUUCUUCUGUUUUUUUCUUUUUUCUUUCCUUUUAUUGAAGUUUGUUUUUCUUCCGAUAUUUUUUUUUAUUUACUUCACAUGGUAUUCAAAAUUUCCUCAUUUCUUUCCUCUUAUUGAAUUGUCUAUGCGUCUGACAUUCCAUUAAAUCUCUCUCUCUCUCUCUCUCUCUCUCUCUCUCUCUCUCUCUCUCUCUCUCUCUCUCUCUCUCUCUCUCUCUCUCUCUCUCUGGAACCUUUUCUUUAAAUAUUUAGUUCUGUUAUCUAUUAUUUUCUUUGUAUUAUUUCUUUUAAUUAUCUUAUUCGUCACUUACACUUUAAAUUUUCUUCACAUUUCUAUUCUAUUUUCUUUUAUCACUAUUUUCCAUAACCAUUUUAUUCUGUGUGAGCAUUAUUCUUCUUUAUUACCCUCUAUUCCCCUUAUUUAUUCAUUACAUUAAAUAUUUUCCCUUUCCGUUCAACUUCUAUUUUCAUUACACCCUCUUCUUGUCAGUACCCUUUCCCCCUCCCCCAAUGAACACACCUGGCACCUUGGAGACACACCUGGGCGGGUCACUUGGGCCUGAUUAAUUAACCUGAGGGUGAUUCAAUCUGUGGACAAUACCUGUUUACCGUAGAGGCUUAUUAAGAGUACCAUUAAUUAAUAUGAAACAUACUCAUAAUCUUGUUAAUGGUAAUACUUAUGGCAAUACAGGGAAUUUCUUUUAUAUUUGUACUUAUUUUGUGUUGUUUUGAGUUGGUUAGUAAUGUAUUAGUGUGUGUUAUUAUUGUUGUUGUUGUUGUUGUUAGUAUUAGUAGAAGGAGUGGUAAUUCAUUUGUUUUAGUUUUGUUUGGUUUAAAGUCAAAGGCAAUGAUAAUAAUGAUGAUGAUAAUAAUAAUAAUGAUAAUGAUAAUAGAUGAUAAUAAUAAGAAUAAUAUUGAUAGUAAUAAUGUAGAUGUUGAUACAAUAACAACUACUACUACUACUACUACUACCACAAGUAAUAAUAAUGAUAAUAAUAAUAAUAAUAAUGAUAAUAAUAAUAAUAAUAAUUUGUGAGAUUUGACAUACAUUUUCUAUGAAGAUACUUAAAUGAACUACUAAUGGCAUUAUUAUUAUUAUUAUUAUUAUUAUUAUUAUUAUUAUUAUUAUUAUUAUUAUUAUUAUUAUUAUUAUUGUCAUCAUCAAUCAGUACAAAAUAUCAAUAAUGGGAACACAAAUAUUAUAAUACGAGAGAGUAAUGUUAAUUUUCCAACCUGUAGUAUUUAAUUAUUUAUAGCAAGCAAAGAAAACGGAGUGUUUGGAGGGGAGACUCUCCUAAUAGUCACUAAUGGUGCUGUUUGUAUCUGUUUAUUCACCAUGUCUUUUUAAUGUCUCAAAAAGUAUUCUUAGGAGAAGAUUUGCUCGUAAAGUUAGUCCAUUUAAGUUUUGUCUAUUUAUAAAUUAGAAUUUUUAGCAGUUUAUUUGAGUUUCCCCUCUGUUUGUGCUUUUUUUUUAUUUUUUUUAUUUAGUUUAGUUUACCCACUGUUUCUUAAUUUUAGUCACCCCCGUUUUUUUUUAAUCUGUUAAUUUUUUUUUAGUUUAUCAGUUUCAUAUUUGACUUUCCUCAUUUGUUUUCUUUUUCAUUUUUUUUUUUUUUUAGUUAAGUUCGUCGUUAAAACUUAGCUUGUCACAUUUUCUUUAAGUUAUAUAUAUUUUUUCUUUAUCUUAUUUUUAGCGUGCCUUAUUUCCUACAGUCUACCUUUUAUUCCAACCAGGUCCUUCAUUUUAUCCCAUUUUCUACAACUUUACCUUCUUUUUCUUAAUAUCCACCCUCUUUAUUCUUAAAGUGGCCAAUAUUUUCUUAAGUCAUCCCCUUUUUCUUAGCGUUUCCCAUUUUCUGUAGCCUUUAUAUAGUAGUAAUAAGAGAAUCAUAGUUAAUUUUAUGGUUUCUUAAUUUUCUACAAUAUAAUCUUGUAAAUAAAAGAAAUAAGGGAGGCCAGACUUAAUUAUUAUUAUUAUUAUUAUUAUUAUUAUUAUUAUUAUUGGUAUUAGUGUUUCUAUUUAGCUUACUCUCUGACUGGUUCCCGUUUCACGUUUUCUAUGCCUGUAUAGUAGCUGUAAGUUGAGUUUACCUUUUUUAUUAUUAUUAUUAUUAUUAUUAUUUUUAGUUUAGUCUUAUAAGUGCUCCUCGUUUCCCGUUUUCUUUGCCCUGUACAGUAGCAGUAGUAGAGACAAGCACUGAAUUUAUCUUUCUUUUAAGGGUUCUUUUAUAGUUUACUCUCUUAGUGUCCCCCCUUCCCCCAUUUCCCGUUUUCUUUAGCUUGAUUCUUUUUCCAGUUUACCCUUAAAGCCUCCCGUUCCCGUUUUCUAUGGCCAGUACAGAGUUUACCUUACUUUAUAUAAUUUUUUUUUUCAGUUUACCCUUAGUGCCCCCCUUUUUCCCGUUUUCUGUGGCCUGUACAGUAGUUGUAAGUGAGGGUUGCCUAAUGUUAUUGUUCUGUUCACUGUCUACUUGAGUGUUAGGGUUGACCUGAGGGAGCCGGACGCUCUUGAUUGGUUCAAAGUAGCAAAAGGGGCGUGGCUAGGAUGUUUCUCGCAUCUCAUUGGCCAGUUGACAGUAAGGGGACGUGGCUAGGCUGAUUCCUCGUCUCUGAUUGGCCAGUUGACAGUAAAGGGAUGUGGCUAGACUGUUUCCUUGCCCCUGAUUGGGCUGAAAAUAGCAAUGGGGCUUGGCUAUGGUGUCCACUCCUCUCUGAUUGGCCAGUAGAUGUAAAAGAGGCGUGACUAUGUUGUUAAAUCGCUCUUCAUUGGCCAGUAAUACUUAAAGGGGCGUGGCUUGACGGCUCCCACCAAUCGUAUGCUUAGAAUUGUUUGUAUGAGAAAACUAACCACAUUUUUGUAUUUUUGUGAGUGUACAGAAGGGGGGUAGUGACGGGAGGGGGUAGCUGUCAUACUAACAAACAUGCUUCUGUCGUAAAGCAUUGUAUUCUCCCUGUAUACCCUGUCAGGGCCUGUAUGAAGACCUGUAAUGAUCAGUAUUAAUACAUUAUACACUAAUACAGUAAAGGAAGGAAGUUGUAA
Scylla paramamosain (green mud crab) is the source of this 6993-nucleotide messenger RNA. RefSeq names its product muscle, skeletal receptor tyrosine protein kinase-like. The coding region runs from base 495 to 2930 and encodes 811 amino acids. The record is from RefSeq and is a predicted model, not a curated record. Gene Ontology annotation, molecular function: ATP binding; neurotrophin binding; neurotrophin receptor activity. NCBI's taxonomy places the organism in Eukaryota, Metazoa, Arthropoda, Malacostraca, Decapoda, Portunidae. The transcript has 11 exons. Gene Ontology annotation, cellular component: axon; signaling receptor complex; plasma membrane. Gene Ontology annotation, biological process: cell surface receptor protein tyrosine kinase signaling pathway; multicellular organism development; positive regulation of neuron projection development.